AUGGGACUGGGUGUUUUGAUGCAGGAGCUGUGUGAUUUGCCCACGGGUAACAUCGCACAGAGCCCACAGUUCCAGUCGAUUCAUGCCAUGACCCUUGAUAAGGCCGACCUAUUGGCAUCACUUCCAACGACAGGGGAGCCAUCCACGUCACCUCUUCAUCUUCUUUACACUCUUUUGAAAGAUAUCUCUGGACCUUGGCCUGUGUUUCCACUUGUCAAGUGUUUGACAAGAGUCUACAAACAUCUCCCCGAAGAUGUCAAGACUGGCAAUGAUGCUGAAUCUGCCCUUCUCCUAAAGCAGACUUCAGAUCUUGUCAAGGCUUCAUACACUUCUCUUUCCCAGUUCAUCAGUAACGAGAACAAGCCAGCCCUUCGAGCUUCAAGUGGCGGUCAUGUCAUCACUCAUCACGAACUGCUCCAGUUCGUCAACAACUUCCAACUUCCCGUCGAAUCACCCGGUCGAAAACCCAUCGUCUCCAUCGCACUACCGAACGGUCCCCUCCUCGCAGCAACAUGUAUCGCCGUCACAACAUACUAUACUGCAUCUCCCAUCAACCCCGCCGCCGGUCCCGAACAAUUCCGAGCCGAUAUCCUACAAGCACGAUCGAAUUUUAUAUUGACGACGAGGGAGGAGUAUACCAAGCUGCAACUCGAUGCAUCAUGGGUUUCGGACAACAACAUUCGAGUCUAUGUUAUCGAUUGGGUCGCUGGUGACGGUAUCUCAGUCGAGACACUAGAUGGCAAGUCUGUUCCUACUGGCAUAGUCGAGCGAGUCGCCAACACAGCCGACGACAUCAGCUUGAUCCUUUUCACAAGCGGUACUUCUGGUACCAAGAAGGUUGUACCGUUGACAACACACUCCAUCGUCACUGGAGUAGUCGCAGUCAUCGAGUCAUGGGGUCUCACCUCGGAGGACAUCUGUCUGAACAUGAUGCCUUUAUACCAUGUUGGUGGUUUGGUAAGGAACAUCUUUGCCCCGAUCUUCGCAAACGGUUCAACAGUCUGCUGUCCAUCCUUCGACGCCAACCUCUUCUGGGACGUAGCUGAGACCAUUCAACCGACUUGGUACUAUGCCUCACCUUCGAUGCACUCUGUCAUCGUCGCCGAGGCAGCUGCGAGACCUGAAGCUUUACAGAAGAGCCGUAUCAGACUUGCCUGUAACGCUGCUGGUGGUUUGCUUCCGUCCUUGGCAUACCAGCUCCGUGAUACCUUCAACUGUGUAGUCCUUCCCAGUUAUGGAAUGACAGAGUGCAUGCCCAUCUCCACGCCACCUCUCGACUACCGUCUCGAUCGUGAAGGUACAUCCGGUAUCAGCACUGGCCCCGAACUCACCAUCCUCGACUGGUCCGAAGACCAGGUCCCCAUCAACACAGUCGGCCGAAUCUGCGUUCGCGGCGAUCCUAUCUUUCCAGGCUAUCUCAAGGCUGAUGGAUCUUACGACAAGUCACCUUUCAACGCAAGCGGAUGGUUCGACACGGGCGACUUGGGAUACAUGGAUAGUGAUGGAUAUCUUUACAUCACCGGCCGCAGCAAGGAAGUCAUCAACCGCGGCGGUGAACUCAUCUCUCCUUUCGAGGUUGAGAAUGCCAUCAUGACUGCUUCCAAGUCUGAGGAAUCACCUAUUUACGGAAGGGUAUCGCAGACUUUGGCUUUCUCUGCUACCCACGAUGUUCUCCAGGAAGUCGUCGGAGUCAUUCUCGUGACACCGUCUGGUGUGCCUCGCGUCGACCUCCGAACUCUCCAUGCUGCACUGAAGGCUUCCCUUCAGCAAGCAAAGUGGCCCGUCGUCAUUGCUUACAUGGAUGAUGUUCCCAAGAACAACAACAAGGUUCUUCGCAUCAACCUUGGGAAGCGUAUGGACCUUCCAUGUCUUACCGAUGAUACACCUCACAUGGGAAGACAUUGGGAUGCCACAUGCCCUCCUGCUGAUACACCUUUGUCUGCAUCCAUUGGCAGCUCGCCUUGUCAAGUCGACUACCACAUUCUUUCGACUCACAUUCAGGGCAUUGUUCCUGAUUAUGUCGAUGUGUUUUGUCUACAAGGCAGUGACGGUGCCCCUCAAGUGGUCCUGGCACCCAAGACCAACGAUGUUGCUGUCGAAGACACCAGUUUGACCACCACGAUUCGACACGAACUCGGUCACCUCGUCGACAACUACAUGGUCCCAAGCGAGAUCCACAUCUUCGAUCGUCCGCUACCUCGAAGUUCUUCUGGAGAAGUCGAUGUUGACUUGCUCCAGGCACAACUCGAUGAGUUGUUGACGGCUUCAAUGAAGCAACUCGAAGCCAGCACAGAAGGUCUCGUCACCAAGGCCUUUGCUGACGUUCUUUCUCUCCCACCAGCCGACAUUCCCCGCGACAUCGACUUCUUCAGCCUUGGGGGUGAUUCCCUUCGAGCUGGACGUCUUCUCGCAGCUCUUCGAUCCGAGUUCAGCAUCCAUCUUCCAAUCACCAUCGUCUUCAACGAGGGAACUGUCAGUGCCCUUGCCACCCACAUUGACAAGAUGCUGGAGGGCAAGCGUGAGGGACAUGAAGAAGUAGACACUGUUGAGGGAUGUACCAAGACUCACAGUUCCACCAACCCAUUCCUGAUGCUUCUUCAGCUCGUUCCUCUUGUCAUCGUCUAUCCCCUUCGUCGUGCCUUUCAGUGGACAUGCUUCUUUGUUGCACUCGCCUACAGUCAGAAGCUUCCCACCAACCGCUCCGUCCCCGGCCGCUUCGUCAACUUGGUCGUCUCUAUGAUCAUCUCUCGCGUCGUCACCCAGUUCGUUUCACCUUUCGUUGGCAUCUUGGCGAAGUGGCUCAUCAUCGGUCGCUAUCGUGAGGGCAUGUAUCCUAUGUGGGGAUCGUAUCACACUCGAUGGUGGUUGGUUCAGAAGAUCGUUGCCGUCUGCGGUCGAGGCUUCUUCGAGACCAACGACAUGACACUGAGGAUUUACCAUCGACUCAUGGGUGCUAGCAUUGGCAAGAAUGUGAAGCUCAAUGAGUCUUUCAUUGGUGAGUGGGACCUUGUCAAGAUCGGCGACGAUGCGAACAUCACUGGUUGUAUCUGUCGACCUUUCGCUGCAGAGGGCAACACUUCCAUGUACCUUGGCCGCAUCACUAUCGGCGAGAAGUGUACAGUUGGCUUCUCUUCUAUUGUUGUUCCGGGUACCACCAUGCCAGCCAACACUUGUCUCGGCUUCAACUCGUCCACCUGGGAGAUGCAGGACGCCAGCGAGGAGUAUCGUGAUCAACUCCCCAGCGCAAGGAAGGGCCCUCACUGGCUUCUCAGCAUCCUCUUCACUCUCCCACUGAUGGGUCUCUCUCACUUUGUGGCCGCUCUUCCAUGGGCCGGUGGUCUUGUUGGCAUGGUUUUGAAGAAGGCCUCACCACGCAUCGAGCCUUUGAGAAGCAGUGUCGAGUGGUUUUGUCAGCCGAAGCGAAUCGGAUACCACUAUCUCGCUCGUGUGGCAGGCUGCGUCCUUGGUCCCUUCUUCCUCUUUGCUUUCAUCGUUCUUGUCAAGGCCACCCUGGACUGUGUCUUCGGCAAGCUUCGCUCUGGUUCCAAGCAGGAGACGUCUACUGUGGCAGCUUGGAGAGCUGGCUUGAUGAGGGAUAUUUAUCCUGUCAAGACACUGCACAGGCUCACGAGUCUGUUUGGACAGCACUAUGAGGCUACGUCGAUUGCUCUGAGGGCUCUGGGUGCCAAGGUUGGACAGCGUGUCUACUGGCCUGGAACCGGUCCUAGCAUUGGUGACUACCAUCUCAUCGAGGUUGGCAACGACGUCGUGUUCGGAUCUCGCUCUCACCUCGUUACAUCUGAUGGCAUUGGGUCUGAGAAGGUCACUAUCCAGGACCGGGCCAUGAUUGCUGAUCGAGUGACUCUUCUUCCGGGCGUGUCUGUUGGAGAACGAGUUACUAUGGGUUCUGGUGCCUUGACGAGGCGAAGGGGCAACUACUCUGACGGUACCUAUGUUGGCUCCAAGGGUGGUGAUGCAGUCUGUCUGACGACCAGUCGUGAAGGUUCGAGGGAUGGAAGCGCUCAAUCAUCAAUGCUCGACAUGUCUUUUGAUGAGAAGAAGUUCCAGAGCGACACGGAUCCCAGUCAGACCUCUGGUAGUAUCACUGGUGAGGGCCCAGACAAGGAUGAUCUGUCUCCGUUCGGUCGAGCCUUCUACCUCAAGAUGGCACCGUACUACGUCCUUGGUCCUUUCGCCAUCUUCUGCUACUCCACCUUCAUCGCCAUCUUCACCUCCAUCUACUGGGACGCUCCCAGCAUCUCGUCCAUCCAGCUUGUUCGCGUCGUUCUCAUCCAUGUUCUUGGACCUGGCCACCCUUGGUGGAAGGAUCUGGCUGCCAUCUUCUGCACCAUGCUCGUCUCCAUAGCCGUUCUCACCACCAUUCAGUCGGUUCUCGCCUUGGCCAUCAUCAUCAUGUCCAAGUGGGUUCUCAUGGGUCGUCGCCAACCGGGCAACUACGACUGGGACAAGUCGUCUUACUGCCAGCGUUGGCAGAUCUUCCUUGGCAUCGAGCGUCUUCGAAGGGGUUGCUACAACGGCAACGGCAUUCUGAACCUUCUCACCGGAACGUCCUGGAUUGUCUUGUACUUCCGUCUUCUCGGCGCCAAGAUCGGAAAGGAUUGUGCCCUGUUUGCCAAUGGCACACCGAGUCUCAUGUUCACCGAGCCUGAGCUCAUCUCUCUGGGUGACCGUGUCGUGGUUGAUGAUGCCAGUGUUGUUGCACACAUCAACACUCGUGGCAAGUUUGACUUGAACCGGGUGGACAUUGGUGAUCGGUGUGUUCUUCGCACUGGAAGCAGACUUCUCAGUGGUGCUCGCAUGGAGAACGACAGUUGUCUCUUGGAGCACACACUAAUUAUGGGUGGUGACGUUGUGGAGGAGAAGUCGACGAUGCAGGGCUGGCCCGCGGAGAGAUUUACUCGCAAGAGAGUCUGA
Molecule: messenger RNA, 4935 nt
Organism: Fusarium graminearum PH-1
Lineage: Eukaryota; Fungi; Ascomycota; Sordariomycetes; Hypocreales; Nectriaceae
Exons: 3
Coding region: 1-4935 (1644 amino acids)
Biological process (GO): fatty acid metabolic process
Molecular function (GO): phosphopantetheine binding; medium-chain fatty acid-CoA ligase activity
Source: RefSeq, a predicted model, not a curated record